GGCUUUCCGGUUGGCUGUCUGGGCUGUCACUCGGCGAAGGCUUGGGGCCGCACUUCCGCCUUGGUGUCAGCGGGUCUGGGCCCGGGGCUGUUGCGGGACCAGUUUGUGAACUCCUUGAGGGUAUGGUCUGUCUUCCUGCAACACUUACGGGCCAGAACUUGAAAACUGCGUGCCUAGAAGCACAUAUGGUUUUGUGUGUGCCUGUGUCAGUCUUGCAGCUCCACCAAUGAAUAUCUGCAAAUAAAACAAAAUCCUGGCCUUGGCAAAUUCUGCAAAGUAUUUCAGUGUAUUUUACUGUGUACAAGCAUUUCAUUUUAUCACCUUUUAUAAGUACUCCAGUAGGAGAUAAACAGUAAUUUCGUCUCAAGCUUGCAACUGAGGGAUACUUCAGACUUUCAACGUUGUUAAUACACAAGACUGCUUUUUAAAGUUCUGAGCUGAAGCACUGGUAAACUAGUGACCACAGGAGAAAGCUCUGUGUGGAGUUUGAAGGACUAAUCGCCAACCAAAGCCCUUGUUGGAGUAGGGGAGUGAUCUCUAAGUUUAUUGGCAUGCAUAUCAUCUAAAGUGUCUUGGUAUUUAUGAAGGAAGAUUCCAUGCCACAAAAAUGUGUAAUAUUUAAAUCCAGCAAAAUGAUGCAUUAGAGGAAGCCAGGUUGCCAGUUCAAAGACUUCAUACUGAAGGAUGAAUAGUGAAGAGGAGUUCUUUGAUGCCAUUACGGGCUUCGAUUCCGACAAUUCUUCAGGAGACUUUUCAGAAGCAAAUCAUAAAGUUGCAGAAAUGCUUGAUCGGGAUCCACCCCAAAGCAAUAGGACUGGAAAACAUAAUGGAGAGAGGCAGCUUCAUGAGAAUGGAAUUAAGAAACACAGAACAUCAUUACCUGCACCGAUGUUUUCUAGGAGUGAUUUCAGUGUGUGGAGUAUAUUAAAAAAAUGCAUUGGACUGGAGCUGUCUAAAAUUACAAUGCCUAUUGUCUUCAAUGAGCCACUGAGCUUCCUCCAGCGGAUAACCGAAUACAUGGAACACAUAUACCUCAUUCAUAAAGCUAGCAGUCAUGCAAACUCCCUGGAAAGAAUGCAGGCUGUAGCUGCUUUUGCAGUUUCUGCAGUAGCUUCGCAGUGGGAGAGAACUGGCAAACCAUUUAACCCUCUACUAGGAGAAACGUAUGAAUUAAUCAGGGAGGAUUUAGGCUUUAGGUUUAUAUCUGAACAGGUCAGUCAUCACCCACCUGUUAGUGCAUUUUAUUCUGAAGGCCUCAAUAAGGACUUUGUUUUUCAUGGAUCAAUCUACCCCAAAUUAAAGUUCUGGGGGAAGAGCGUAGAAGCAGAGCCCCGUGGAACAAUUACUUUGGAGCUUCUAAAACAUAACGAAGCUUACACGUGGACAAACCCAACCUGUUGUGUACAUAACAUAAUUAUAGGUAAACUGUGGAUAGAACAGUAUGGAACAAUGGAAAUUAUAAAUCACAGUACUGGAGAUAAAUGUAUCCUUAAUUUUAAACCAUGUGGACUGUUUGGGAAAGAGCUUCACAGAGUAGAGGGUCACAUUCAGGACAAAAACAAGAAGAAGCUCUCUGUGAUCUAUGGCAAAUGGACAGAAUGCUUAUGGUGUGUCAAUCCUGCCACAUAUGAUACUUCUAAAAAGAAUGAAAAAAGAGGAGGUGACCAGAAGAAAAUGAAGCCGAGUGAAGAGGCUGGGAACGAUGAGGCCGAUGAUAUGCCAGAGAUCCAAGAGACUGUGCAAGUCAUACCAGGCAGUAAGCUGCUUUGGAGAAUAAAUUCUAGACCACCAAACUCAUCACAGAUGUACAAUUUCACCAGUUUUGCUGUGAGUCUCAAUGAGCUGGAAACGGGCAUGGACACAGUUUUAGCUCCCACUGAUUGUCGUCUACGUCCAGAUAUCAGAGGCAUGGAAAAUGGAGAGCUGGACCUGGCUAGCAAAGAAAAAGAGAGACUAGAAGAGAAACAAAGAGCCGCUCGUAAAGAACGUGCAAAAGAUGAAGUGGAAUGGAGGACAAGAUGGUUUCAUCAAGGCAAUAACCCAUACACUGGAACUUCAGACUGGUUAUAUUCAGGCGGAUACUUUGAUAGAAAUUUCUCAGACUGUCCAGAUAUAUACUGAAAUCUCUGAACCCAUCACUCCAUCUCAUCUGGACAUCUAGUUGUUAAAUUUCAAUCUAUGCCAGUUAUUCUGGCUUUAAUAGCAAAAAACAGCUUUUUCUAAAGUAACUUUUAAUGAAAAUUGUACCAUUCACCAAUCAAGGAUUUGUCAUUAAUUUUGAAGGCCAAAUAUUUAAAUGUUGUUACAUCCUUUCCAUAAAGCUUUCAUCUGAAAUCAUCAUGUUUUCACUAAGUUUUAAAAGGGACUUUGGUUGUCUUUUUUUCUCUUUUUCUCUUUCUUUUUCUUAAUUUUUGGUCAAAGGUAUGCUGUAGCGAAUAGAGUUUACAGCACCCUUUUAAUUCUAUAGCUCAGAAAAAAUAGCAGUGAUAUCCUUGUUACUUCACUUAGUACAGCAUUAAAGAAUCUAACUAUCCAGAACUUGGAACAAUGGUAAAUUAGUACGGUACAAACAUGGUCAAAUCAGGCAGAGUCAGCAUUCCCUGUGAAGAGAUGUAUGUGACGUUUUCAAAUGGUAAGCAGAGCUGAAGAGAUUGGAGCUCCGGGUCUAUCUCAGUACAAUUCAGUAAUUCAAAGACUUGAAAAAAACCACAAAACACAGAAUGGUAGGCUUACUGCAGUUUGAAAAACUGCUACUCUGAAUUGUCUCUGUCUUUGGGCACUGUGAGCAUUACUUAAACUAUAUACCUAUGAUAACAAGUACAUAAAACCUUGUGUGUUCAGGGAUGGGAAGGGUGCAUUAACAAACAUCUGCUUUUUAAAAUUAAAAUGUUACUCUUAAAAUACAGAAAACUUCAGAAAGAUUUGUAGAAACAUAGAAGUUGUGGUUACAGUGUAAGAUAAAGAUAUUGGAUAUUGCUUGCUACCACUAAGAGGGUUGGGUCUCCAGCACUACUUUAAGCAGCUUAGGCAGUUUAUGCUUCUAGACUGACUUUUCCUUGGAAGCACUCAGCUUAUAUCCACAGAUGGUCUUAUUUGUUUUUAGUUUUAUUUUGUUUCUUGUGCAUGUUCUGAAGCAUUACUGGUAACAUCUGGUUGUAUGUUGUUAAAAAAAAAACAAACAAAAAACAAAACACAACAAAAACCCAAUCCGUGUAAAGCUAAGUGGUGUUAACUAAAGUUAUUUUAAAACUGGUAUUAGAUAUAGUCUCUGUAACCACUUGCAGUCAUAAAAAAUAGAUUUAUUUUUGUUAGCAUAUAAAUGUUGGAACGAUUUGCACUGCAAAUCAUUUGACGAUAUCUAUAAAUGUAUGGAGUUAAUUGUUAAAGUGGUACAUUUCUGAGAAUGGGAGGGGGCUUAAACAAUUAGGUUUAGAAAUUAAACCAGUUUUAAUAGUUGCUCUUUCUUUUAUGAAAGCUCUCAAUUUAGUAACCAAUAGAAACUGGCAGUGUUGCUGGUAAGUUUACAGUCAUUCAGAGAUUGCUCAUAUUAAACACCAGCAUUUCUUUGAGUAUUCAUGAAAGAGUCAGUCUGAUUUCCAAAUGCAUUUGAGGAUGUGUACUUGUGAUGUCAUCCAAAGACUAGAUUUUUGAAGUGCAUUUACCAGCUAGAAGAAAAAUGAAAAAUAAAAUUCAAGAGAAACAUAUUUCUUUUAUGUGAAAUUAUGCACCCAAAGAUGGGAGAUAUUUGAUAUUUGUUGCAUUUUUGUUCAUUUUUCCAGUGAAUAAGGUAAGCUGUGAAGGUUCAAAGCAAUUAAGGCACAACUCUGAAAUAAAUUCAUGUCACUGUAUCCUGUUGUCAGCAAUCAACGUUGUUGACCUUGAAAUCUCUUGGACAUGCAGGCUAGUCUUGAUGAUAUUGUUUAUAUUGGUGUGCUAGAGAAAAAAAUAUUCACUCCUGAUUUAGGUGCAUUGGCACUUCUGAUUUUCAUAAGGCAUAACUAAUGCAUAUGGACAACUUAAACUUCUUCCGAGCAGCUUUUUUUGUAAAAUUAAACCUAAAAGAUUAAUAUUUCACAUACUUUAAGCCCCUUCAAUUUUCUUGCAAGUAGAUGUUAACAUAAGGAGCACUGGACUCAGCUAUCAGUGAAAACAGUGAAGAGGUUCAAGUUUUAAGCCAUUUUUGUAAUGUUUCAUGAAUAAAACUUGUUUAAGCUAAA
Messenger RNA from Chelonoidis abingdonii (Abingdon island giant tortoise), 4217 nucleotides. RefSeq names its product oxysterol binding protein like 2 (gene OSBPL2). Gene Ontology annotation, cellular component: perinuclear endoplasmic reticulum; plasma membrane; cytosol. Gene Ontology annotation, molecular function: cholesterol binding. Lineage: Eukaryota; Metazoa; Chordata; Testudines; Testudinidae. The record is from RefSeq and is a predicted model, not a curated record.